Phyllostomus discolor (pale spear-nosed bat) is the source of this 4568-nucleotide messenger RNA. It is a transcript of the gene PTPN2, whose product is annotated as protein tyrosine phosphatase non-receptor type 2. Lineage: Eukaryota; Metazoa; Chordata; Mammalia; Chiroptera; Phyllostomidae. The transcript is spliced from 10 exons. The coding region runs from base 94 to 1350 and encodes 418 amino acids. The record is from RefSeq and is a predicted model, not a curated record. Gene Ontology annotation, molecular function: protein tyrosine phosphatase activity. Gene Ontology annotation, biological process: protein dephosphorylation.
GUGCCAGUCGACGCGCUGACGUAGGACGUUCCAGGUACUUUCCCCAGCGGCGGAUCGGGCUUACGUGGGGGCGGGGCGGGGCGCGGAGUGCGCAUGCGCCACAGCCCCAGCACUCAAUCCCGAAUCGUGAGGGGGCCUGAGCUUCUCCGCCGGCUACGGCUCCGUUCGCGCUACCUCGCUUCAUUGGCCAUGUCUGCCACCAUCGAGCGGGAGUUCGAGGAGUUGGAUGCUCAAAAUCGUUGGCAGCAGCUCUACUUGGAAAUUCGCAGUGAGUCCCAUGACUAUCCUCAUAGAGUGGCCAAGUUUCCAGAAAACAGAAAUCGAAACAGAUACAGAGAUGUAAGCCCAUAUGAUCACAGUCGUGUUAAACUGCAAAAUGCUGAAAAUGAUUAUAUUAAUGCCAGCUUAGUUGAAAUAGAAGAAGCGCAAAGGAGUUACAUCUUAACACAGGGCCCACUUCCUAAUACAGGUUGUCAUUUUUGGCUCAUGGUUUGGCAGCAAAAGACAAAAGCAGUUGUCAUGCUAAACAGAGUUGUGGAGAAAGAAUCGGUUAAAUGUGCACAGUAUUGGCCAACAAAAGACGACCAAGAGAUGCUGUUUAAAGAAACAGGAUUCAGUGUGAAGUUCUUGUCAGAAGAUGUGAAGUCGUAUUAUACAGUACAUCUACUGCAAUUAGAAAAUAUCAAUAGUGGUGAAACCAGAACAAUAUCUCACUUUCAUUAUACCACCUGGCCAGAUUUUGGAGUCCCUGAAUCACCAGCUUCAUUUCUCAAUUUCUUAUUUAAAGUGAGAGAAUCUGGCUCCUUGAAUCCUGAACAUGGGCCUGCAGUGAUCCACUGUAGCGCAGGCAUUGGACGGUCAGGCACCUUUGCUCUAGUCGAUACCUGUCUUGUUCUGAUGGAAAAAGGAGAUGAUAUUAACAUUAAACAGCUGUUACUGAAUAUGAGAAAAUAUCGAAUGGGACUUAUUCAGACACCAGAUCAACUCAGAUUUUCAUAUAUGACUAUAAUAGAAGGAGCAAAGUUUAUAAGGGGAGAUUCAAAUAUACAGAAACAGUGGAAAGAACUUUCUAAAGAAGACUUAUGUCCUGCUUUUGAUCAUUCACCCACCAAAAUAAUGAAUGAAAAAUACAAUGGGAACAGGAUAGGGCUAGAAGAAGAAAAACUGACAGGUGACAGAUACACAGGACUGUCCUCCAGAGUGCAAGAUACUGUGGAGGAGAACAAUGAGAGUGUUCUACGGAAACGAAUUCGAGAAGACAGAAAAGCUAACACAGCUCAGAAGGUGCAGCAGAUGAAACAGAGGCUAAAUGAGACUGAACGAAAAAGAAAAAGCAUCAAUUCAAAGUGAUGGUUGCUACCAUUUAUUGAUCGUUUACUGUGUGCCAAGCACUGUGCUAAGCACUUUUCAUAUGUUAUGUUAUCCUAUUUAAUCCUCACAACAAGCUUUUGAGGUAGGUGGUGUUAUUAUUAAGCCAUAACCAACCUGAGACUUGGCAUUUCUACAUUCUUUUAUGGUGCUAUCAUUGAAAAGUCUUAUGUGUAUAUUAUAUUUCAAAAUUUAAACUCUCAAAGAAAGAUUUUCCUUGUAUAAGUCAUUCCCCUCUUAGAAAAAUAUCUCUGAAUAGAUUCUAUAUAAUAAAUAGACACAGACCAGAACCUGAUCUGAUUAAGAAAUAUUUUUAUUUACCAUUUUAUACUCUUAUUUUAAUAAGUACCUACAUUUCCAAAGUUCCUGCCUGGUUAUUGUACAGAUUUUUAAAUCUAGUCAUCCUUGAUUUUUACUUUCAGAUAUAAAUUUUAUAGUUUUUUUUUAUGUAGUCUCUUAUAAGCCAAAUGCUUGUAUGUAUCAUCCAUUUCUUCCUGUGUUCAGGCAAGAGUCUGUCAACACUGAUUUAUUUUUUCUUCCAGCAGGUCCAUAUGGGUUUGUCAGUGGGAUAGAGAGUGUGGAUCUCAAUCUACUGCACACUUGCAAUUGGGUGGAGGGUCACCAAGGUUAGAACUUGGUGCAUUGAUCCUGAUCUGAAACUAAGUGUGUAGCAGAAAUGUCUGUUCUGUGUUCCUGGUUCUCAUAUCUACAUUAGCAGCUAAUUAAGUCUGUUUUUCUUAAGAAUCCCUUGUUUAGCUUUGACUUACAUGUUAGCAGUGCAAAAUCUUAUAAAUAAAAUUUUUAAAAAUAGAAAUGUAGUAUUUUUUCCACAUAAAAUUAAGUUUUGACUUAAAAUACAGGAUCUUGGUCAUUCUUUGGUUGAUUUAUUCCAGAGUUGACUUUUUUCUUUCAUCUUUUUCCCUAGUUCAUUUGUCUGGAUUUGAUUCCAUUUUUCCUUAUACCUAUCUUCAAAACACUUGUCCCAUAAACUGUUUUGGGGACAGCCUCUACAACAGUGGAUAUGUUACAAAUGCCAGCCAUCUCUUGUUCCAUUGAAUAUGUAUAAGUGAUAAUAUUUAUGCCUUGAUAGGAAGAAACUCAGAUUGUGUAAGCUCCACAAUGUCCCACCCAGGAAUCCUCAGUUCAGAUUCUAUGUACUUUAUUGGCUAUAUUCCAUGUACCUGGCCAUAAUGUAGCCAUUCCAUUGUUCAUCUGGAUUUGGGAAUUUAAGUUUUUAAGAUCUGGAAAUUUUAUGCUACCCACUUUGUUAGGUAGUGUUCUAAAGAAAAAACUUUUAGGAAAAUGAUAUGAGUUUGGCUAUCUCAUUUUUCCCUCAACAGUAGGAAUAUUCACCACAUUCAGGUUGCUCCAAGAACAGCAUUGAGCAAUUCUGCACAAGUGUUUUCUUUCAACACUCUUCAGAGAAAGUGUUAUCUCCUUUGGCUACUGGAUUCUGGAAACUUCUUUGAGGAGCAUUUUUCUUCACAGUCAGUGCUGAUCCUUUUCUCAUGUUGUAUGCUGUUUACCCCAUCACAGAGCAUUGCCACAUGUAAGCAGCCAAUCAGACAAGAAGCCACUGCUUGGCUUGAGAGACAUUGUCUUUAUCAGUAUCACUUAGAGUAGCAUAUAAGAAUUAUGAGAUUUAGUCAGGGUAUUACUUACAGAGUCUAUUUUAAUAUUGUCUUGUUUCCCAUUACAUGGUAUAUUUUGGGGAGCUCUAAGAACUGCUUAGGAAUUUUUUUUCUUUAUAGAGACUAUUUUUUAAAACCCAAUUUUUUAUUGGUUCUCUAAUUUGGCCUAGAUGUUUUAGAUACAUGAUUACAUUGCUAUUUCAAAUUUCUGCUUUAAAAAAGUUACUUUGAGUUUGGUGAAUUCAGGAAAGGGAAACUGUAAGUUCAUUUUGUUUAUAAGGCAAUGCUUUGCUCAUCUUACAUAUUUUUUUUAUUCUUUUCAGUAAAAUAUUAGUGUGGAUAUCUGGUGGCAAAAACUAUUUUGGGUGCAGUUUUGGCUUUCUGUUACCUCAGGUGUGGACCCAGCUUGGGAAGAUUUUACUCUUUCUGUAAAUUCCACUCUUGCAUCCAUUCCAGCAUUGGGAUGGUUGGCAGUAUGUGAGGGCUGCAUUUCCAAUGAAAGCACCAGGCAGGGCUUAUUCCACUUGAUUUCUUUGAACCCAUUUUACUUUAGUCUUGUUAAAUAAAUCAGAAAAAAUUAUUCGGGUGACCAUAUUUUUUUUUCCUAAAAUGAAGCCCAUUUGUCUUUUCAGUCUUGCAAAUAAAUACAGUAUUUUAAGAUAGUUAAAAUACUCAUUAUUUCAUUGUAUUUUCAUGUCCCCAAUAAUAAUACUCACAAAGAAAAAAAGAUGAAUUUUUAAGAACACUUGACAGUUUCUUUUAGUUGUUUUAAAUGGUAGUUUUCCUUGGUAAGUGUACCUUUAAUGCCCUGCUGGGGAAGACAACAUUGUAUGUUGAAUACCUACAGUUCUGCCAAUUAGUUAAAUACGUAACCUAAAUUUAACCCUCAUAAUGCUUCUCCUAGUUAUAUAACAUUACCUCUCUUUUCAGAUAAUAAAACUGAGUCAAAGGAUAAGUACCUUGUUCAAAAUUGCCAGCUAGUAUAUGACAGCUGAGAUUCCAUUAGAAUUCCAUUAACUCCAGAUCUCACACUUUUUCCGUUAUGUCACACUGAAACUCUGUUUUUAUGCAAUAUUUAAAUGGAAAAACAUUAGACAUUACUUGUUAAAUUUUAAAGGAACCCACUGUUUCUUAAGUGAAACAAAGUUUUGUCCCUCCAAAAAAGCAUGUGAAACAGUUUGAACCUACCAUUGGGCCAGAGAAAUAGUGGAACAUGAACAUGUUCUUUAACACAUUAUUUCAUUCACUUUGGUUAGAGUAAGUUCCUUUGUUUUAAUGAGCAGUUUUCUGAAUGCAUGGGAAAUCAGUAACACUCAGUAAGUACCUUUGCAUCAGUCAGAAUCAGUAAGCACCUUUCCUUACUGCAGCCACUUGGAUUCAGGGCUCUGUGGAACCCCACAAUAAGCAGCCAAAGUAGUUUUUGUGACCCACAGACAUCUAAUAGGAAUGUUUUCUUAAUGACUUGACAUUUAUCUAUCAGUGCUGGAAAAUCAAAGAAAAGGAAUAUUCAGAACACUAAGGUGCUUGGUACUGUUAUUCUUUCCUCCCGUACAUAGGAGCCAGUAGUCA